CAUUUUUCGUCAGGCCUCCGAACGGCCGAAGUAUCAAAACAGACGCGCUGACCAGCGCUGUUGCGACGCAUUUUCAUUGAGUGUUUUCUGUCCGCGUUUGCAUUCGGCCGACUGAACAGUGUUUUUUAGUAGGGGUAACUGGUUUGGGAAAACCGCUCUUUUUAAGAAGAGUUUUGACUUGUGUGUAUUUUAUACCCUUGGAAACAACUACAUACACUUCACAGUAUGGCAGAAACAAUUUUGAAUGGUGAUUCUCCGCAGAAAAACAUGAUUUCAAAGCUGUUUUAUACCGGCAACGACUCGAAAGACUCACCGCCGAGUCCCACAGAAGAACUGAACGGAAACUCGUUGUCGCCCAGCCAGGAGGCAGAAUGCAGGAGAAUUAGCAAGAGACUGAGUGAGGACUUUAUCCAUUUCAAACUGCAGUCGAAUGUCGGGCGGCCACCCUGCAAGUACUCCGAAACACUGCGGAGGGUUGGGCGUGAGGUUGAGGAAAGAUACGCUAUUUCACUGAACGGACUUGUGAACAAUCUCCAGUACGACCCAAAGAAACAUGGCGCCGGAAAAGAGCUGUUCAGCGUCAGCCUGAAUGCCAUGUUCGAGGAAGGUGCUGUAAAUUGGGGUCGCGUUGUAAUGGUUUAUGUGUUCGCCGCUCGACUGGCCAAAUACUGUGAGGAAAAUGGCAACUCGGAGUACGUUGACGAGGUUGUGGAAGUCUGCGGCGACUAUGUCUCUGAGAAGUUAACACCCUGGAUUAUGAAGCAAGGUGGUUGGGAUAAUUUCAAUGAGAGUUUCAAGGCUAAAGAUUGGAAGGAGAAGGCAACCUUCAACUCGUUACUGGUUACAGGGGCUGUACUUGGUGGACUUGCUGCGCUGAGGUUCCUGACCAAGUAAACAAAACUACAUGUACAGCAAGAAGUACACGGGGAAAGGAUAGUGGCCUAUUUGUUAUUGCGUACAGACGGACAAUGAUCAUCCAUCAAGUCAAUGACUGGAACACUUUGUCAGGAUUGAAAGAACCGAAAUGGCUAAUAUAAUACAAUUGGCUAUCCAUAAUCAAGUGUUGAACAGAUGUAAACAAAUGUACAAACCUCAACUUAGUUUUUACCAUUCUGCAUUCUAUUAGAAGUCAAAAACUUGAGGAAAAUUACAAUAUAUUUUACUAGAUUUGCAAAAUGUUAGCAUAUUAUUAAAGCCCCAAAACUUGUGGGUUCAAUUUUCAAAACGUAAAAAAAGUACUUUCUUUUACUCAAUUAAAAUUUCUUGCUUCUUUUGAAACUUCAAGACGAAUAAGGAAGCUCACUGAAAUGAAAGAUGCAUGAGAAUUAGCCAUAAGCCUUUAAAAACUGGUGGUUGGGCUACAAUUGUACAUUUUUGGCCAGAUUUUAUUUAAUUCGCGAAAUACAACUGUUUAAACAUACCAAAUGAAAAUAAUGCUAUGGAUUAAAAGAAAGUUUGCUUGAUGUGCAUUGAAAAUUCUGGUCCGCUGAGAUGCAGAGAUUGCCAUUUUGAAAACACUCUCGCUUGGAUGAAUAUAAUUUACAUAAAUUUCCAUUGAAAUAGGUUGGUCACAUUGCAGCUGAUUUGUGUUCUAUCGAAUGCCUUUGCUUAGUUACACUUACAUUUUUCUUUGUGCACCCUCCAAAACUUAACUUCUUUGUGUAUUUAAAAACUUUGGCAAGUGCCAUUCAUUCUUAAAAUAGCCUAAGAAAGUCAUUCCUGUGAAACUUUUUCCACAAGUAUUUAAUGUGUAAUUUUGAAAUUUGCAUAGCCAUAAGCACAUGCAGUGUUGUCUGCAGAGUGCUCUGUGUGCGGGGGCACGACCCACAGUGAAAGGAGCACACGCCCCUUUACAAUGCAUAACAUAUUGCCUCUGCGAAUGAUUAAUUUGUAUUUUAUAAAGGUUCAUUUGGCUUGCUGGGUGUGUGCCAACAGUGAACAAUGUUUACACACAAGUGCUCAGCAUGCACUAUAAAUAUGGUGCAUACACGUGUCAAAUAUGGAAAACAUUGACAAUGUUGCAUGACAUUGAAACAAAUGUUGUAUAACUACAUAUGUAUGUGUAAACUCAAGUACAUGUUUGUGACAGUGUGGUGCCUGCUCAGCAGUUUGUGACCUGCAAGGGUGUGAAGUGUAUUGAGUGUUAUCUGUACUUUUAAAAUAACAGUGAUUUCCAUAUUUGUGAUUGUUAUUUGGCACUGCUUGAAAUUAUUUCCAGCAUUUUGGAGAAGUGUACGCAGGUUGUAGAUACCUUGUUUUUGUGCAAACUGAUCGGUGCAACAUUGAAAGUUAAAGUGGUGCUUGAAGUUAAAUAUUUGCAAGUGCACAUGUAUGAACUAUUCAGUAACUUCAGGUAACUUUUUACUCUCCCAUUUUCAACCCUAACUUCACUGCAUCCUCAAAAAUUCACACCAGGUUCUGAACUAUUUUGGUGGAUGGAAGACCGCACCGUGUAGCCUCCUAGAUAUCUCUACAACAGGGCUUCUAUAACUAGCUGUACAUACAUCCGAUCCCAAACGGCAAAUUCUUAAAGGCUCACGGUAGAAUACACUGAAAGUUAGGGUUGAUGGAAAGUAUGCUUCUGAAGACCAAAACUGAUUUCAAGCAAUGCCUAAUAUGAAACACAGAACCCACUUCAAACAGAUUUCGAUCUGAAGUGAUCAUGCGGUAGAACUGUACUGCUAAGGACAUCGUAUGACGUGCAAUAUUGUAUUCGUAAGACACAAAAAAUGUACAGUUUAUUAGAAUAAUUGUAUGAUUUGAUGUGGUGUACUGUGCUAGUGCUAGCAAAACCAUCUUGGUAUGUAAAUAAUGAUUAAAACUCGACCUAAUCUGGCUGGCAACUGUAUAGAAUUUUGUUGAAAGAAGACCUCAAUUGGGGGAUCCAGAUAUUUUGAUUCUACAUUCACAAUUUGCAAACACCGUAUCUUCUGAGAAGAACACUUUCUGUUAGAGAUGGCACAGAAUUGGUUUUUGGUGUCAUCCACUAUUCCUGUGUGGUGUCCAAUUCGUAAGUGCUACAAGCCUAUGACAACAAAAAUGUUUCAAAAUGUAACAUUUUAUUUAUAUUCAAGAUGUCAAAUUAUUAUGGUACUCAUAUAUGUAAGACAGACUACAGCAAUGCAAUAUUUAAAAAUUGCCUCAUGUAAGGUGGGCGUGAACUGCAAGCAUACUUCCUGGUUUAUUGAAAAUUCUGGUUGACAUUUUGAAUAGUCAUGCAUUUCCUUCACCGAACAUUUGGCUUUUCCAUAUUUGGAACCACACAUUUACUUGAACAUUACACUCGUGAUCAAUGGUCUAUAGAAAAAUUACAGGCUCAAAGUUAUGUUUGUUUAUGUCCAAUACAGACUGCCUUUUGCCUGUAACUAUUUAAAAAUGGUCGUAAUAUUUUACCGAUGCCCCAACAGCCAGACUGGGUCACACGUCACUUCACAUGAAAGUUAACUGGAAAAUUUACACAAUAUUUAUGAUUUUCCCCUGUAGUAAUCCAUUUUUAGGGAUUACUGGUGUUGGAACUGCAUGUAUCACUUUUGUGGCUAUGCUUGAGACAGUGUAUGAGCCAGAACAAUUGGAUCCAUUUUCAAAGUUCUGGUCGUGGACGAUCAUUGUAUGUGACAUGUUCAUGAUGUAUCACAACUAAAUCUUCCCAAUAAUAAGAGAAAAUACUGGAAAGAAAUUUGGUUGGAUUGCUGGCUUAUACUCUCUGUGCUUAAAACUGACGUCUAUUUAAAAUAGCAAUUAAGCAAGACUACCAGUAAAUAAACACUUGUAUCUUUCCUUUUUAUAUUACUUUGAAUGAUAAUCACCAACACAAGCACUAUAUAUAAUGUACAUUAAGAGAAAAUAAAUAAAUGUGAGCAAGCAAAAAU
This is a messenger RNA of Patiria miniata (bat star), 3869 nucleotides long. RefSeq names its product bcl-2-related protein A1-like. Gene Ontology annotation, biological process: intrinsic apoptotic signaling pathway in response to DNA damage; regulation of apoptotic process; extrinsic apoptotic signaling pathway in absence of ligand. Bases 226 to 894 code for a protein of 222 amino acids. The transcript is spliced from 2 exons. Lineage: Eukaryota; Metazoa; Echinodermata; Asteroidea; Valvatida; Asterinidae. Gene Ontology annotation, cellular component: mitochondrial outer membrane. Gene Ontology annotation, molecular function: protein homodimerization activity; protein heterodimerization activity. The record is from RefSeq and is a predicted model, not a curated record.